Ostrinia furnacalis (Asian corn borer) is the source of this 626-nucleotide messenger RNA. RefSeq lists its product as uncharacterized. Lineage: Eukaryota; Metazoa; Arthropoda; Insecta; Lepidoptera; Crambidae. The transcript has 3 exons. Bases 117 to 626 code for a protein of 169 amino acids. The record is from RefSeq and is a predicted model, not a curated record.
AAGGCUUUAAACAGGAAAUAUCUUAUUAUUCUUGCUUUGUGCGGUAUAAUUUAUAUUUAUUUGCUGUUUUUUUAUUCGUUUGAAAAGAGCAGUUAUUCCACUUAUUUCCUAUAAAUAUGAAAUCCUUUUUAUUACCAAAAAAUACCUUGCAGUGUCUUCAAGUAAUCGUAGAGAGGCCACAUUUGGAAUACGUUAAUGAAAAGUACUUGGAAAAUGUUAGCAUCUACUGUUCUCGCUUUGGGAGAAAUAGUCCGUACUAUGUGAAUAUAAUUGGCAGAAACACAUACACGUGGACCAAUAAUGUAACGGUCAACUUAAUCUUCUACGAGUACCUCCACAACGAGUACCGGCGCUCAUUCGUGGAGUUCCACUUCAAGCUGUGCGACAUGGUCAAUUCGGACCCAUACGUGGGCGCUAUGAUAGCAAACGCUGGCAUCACCUGCCCAGUGCCACCGGUAAUGCACUAUCUGGUGAACAUGUCGAUUCCAUCCACCGCCGACUUCAAGUUCAAGUGGCCUUUCAAGAAGUGCAUGGUGCGGUUGGAGAUGGCGGUCACCUCCACCAGCGAGCCUAUAGGGCAGGCAGACUUCUACGUCACUUUCGCUGAUAAGAAAUAUCAUUUGUAA